Messenger RNA from Centropristis striata (black sea bass), 1064 nucleotides. RefSeq names its product F-box and leucine-rich repeat protein 22 (gene fbxl22). Gene Ontology annotation, cellular component: SCF ubiquitin ligase complex. Bases 147 to 962 code for a protein of 271 amino acids. Lineage: Eukaryota; Metazoa; Chordata; Actinopteri; Perciformes; Serranidae. The transcript has 2 exons. The record is from RefSeq and is a predicted model, not a curated record. Gene Ontology annotation, biological process: SCF-dependent proteasomal ubiquitin-dependent protein catabolic process. Gene Ontology annotation, molecular function: protein binding.
GCUCGGUCUAGUGCCUGCCGCCUGUUGAGAGCCAUGACAGAUGGAAAGGGAGCGUAUGGCUCAAACACUUCCAUCUUUGACCGUACCGCCAGUUGUCUUCCCAAAAUAGCCUGCACUCCACGGCCUUAUAUGUGCAGGCCUCCAGCAUGUGCCUGAGGAGGCAUCAUGUAUCUGGGCCACACAAUACGGGCUGCAGGCUCAUUGUUGCUGCUCACCAGCAGGCCUAUCGCAGCCACAGGGACGAGGCCUGUCUUUCUGUCUUGGGACGACUCACUAUGCAUCUCAUCCAGCUCAACCACGAAUGUCUCCUCCACCUUUUCUCCUUCUUAGACAAGGACAGCCGGAAAAGUUUGUCCUCGACCUGUCAUCAGCUGCGUGAAGUCUUCCUGGACCCCUGCCUCUGGACUCUACUCCACUUCAGCUCCCCGUGUCAGCUGACGAGGGACAACUUUGUGCUGGGACCUUCACUGCGCUUCUUGACAGUUUGCUGGUACUCCAGCAGGGUCCUGCAGGUGUGCAACAUUGAGGACUGGUUAAAGAGCUCGUUUCAGAAGGACAUCUGCAGCAAACAUGAGAACCUGGUCAGCACUUUCCUGGCCCAUGUCUGUCACAUGUGUCCCAACCUGCUCUGGCUAACCCUGGCCGGCUGCGGACACAUCACUGACCAGGAUGUGAUCUCCUUGCUGCAGAGCUGCAGGAAGCUGAGAUGCCUCCAUCUGGAGAACUGCGUGCGCAUCACCGACCGCAGCCUGGAGGGUGUGGCGGCUCAUGGAGCGAGCCUGGAAGAGGUAAAGGUGGACUUCUGCAGGAACAUCACACAGGCAGGGCUGCGGGCCGUCAGAGAAAAGAGGCCUGACAUCCAGCUGAGUGCAGAGAGGAGUGCUGAUAUGAUCCCAGACAGCAAGCCUGAGGAGAGGCUGCCGCUCAGAAGGACACUGCAGAAAGUCCUGCUGUUCUCCUGAUGGAAAUACUGGACGACAAGGAUGGGCAUUUCUGUAACUUCUGGACUGUGAUACCUUGGUUCUAAUUUGUAUUUGUAUUUAAUAGAAGUGUUUUUGCAAUCA